Messenger RNA from Planococcus citri (citrus mealybug), 2027 nucleotides. It is a transcript of the gene FucTB, whose product is annotated as alpha-(1,3)-fucosyltransferase 10. Gene Ontology annotation, molecular function: alpha-(1->3)-fucosyltransferase activity. The record is from RefSeq and is a predicted model, not a curated record. Gene Ontology annotation, cellular component: membrane. The coding region runs from base 440 to 1822 and encodes 460 amino acids. The transcript has 9 exons. Lineage: Eukaryota; Metazoa; Arthropoda; Insecta; Hemiptera; Pseudococcidae.
AUCUUUUAGCGCCACAAUGCUGCGUUGUGAUUGGCUGAAUUUAGAACCUCUUAUCAAUUAUUUACUUUCGUUAUCACUGCUUCGAACGUUUUCCUGUACAUUUCCUACAAUUUCAAACUGGAACGCAGUGUUUUCCCGGGAAAGCUGUGGAAAUGACGUUUCAGCUUCAACUGAAAUUUUCAUUUCGAUGAUAUUUAUUUCUCAAUAAGUAUUCCAAUGUGUAAUUUUUGCUGUUGAAAGGAAGCUCUUCAUCUCCAGAGGAAGUAAACAUUACGAGUAAAUCAUCGUCGUCGCAAUAUUUGAACAACGACACUACUUUGGUUUCUUUUUCAUAUGCGCUUAUGACCCGUAACAUAGAGUUUUUCUAGGUAUGCAACAUGCGAACUAUUGGCUGCAAUCCAUUUGACGAAUAUCAAAAGAGGAAAGAAAAGAAAACGCCAUGAUCGUGGUGAUUUUGGAGACAGGGGUGUUUUUUAUCAUAGGAUAUUUUGUAUUACGAACGUAUUUGAAACGAUUACUUUAUUUGAGUCACUUCGUUUGCAUUUUAAUUGCGUUCUCGAUAAGUUGCACUAUUUUAUUAGAGGUUUCUUUUCACAUAUUUCAAAAGGAUGAAAAUUUAUCGGGACAUAAUUCAGGCCUGCCCAUUGUAUUAUGGUGGACUCCUCACGUUGGCUUUAAAAAUGGAAUCCGAAAAUGCUACAAUAGAGAGUGUGUCGUCACGCAUGAUAGAACUUUUUGGAAUCAAAGUGGCGUUAAGGCAUUCGCUUUUUAUGGAAGUGAUAUCGAUCCAGAGGAUUUACCUUUACCCAAAAUGGAUAAGUUUUGGGCUUUAAUUCACGAAGAAUCGCCAAAAAAUACUCCGAUUUUAUUGAGCGACGAUUUUUUGAAAUUAUUUGAUUUUACGUCGACUUUCAGCAGAACUAGUCAUUUCCCUUUGACUGCGUUACAUUUAAAUAAUUUGAAUGAUAUCAGAGAUUUGAAAUAUUUUGUACCUGUUGAUGAGAAAAACGCUUAUGUGAAGAAAGGUGAAAUUGGAUCAGUGUUAUACAUCCAAUCGGAUUGUGAUACAUUUACAGAUCGUGAUGCUUAUGUUGCUGAGCUUAGCAAAUACAUAUCAGUGGAUUCUUAUGGAAGGUGUUUAAAUAAUGCAAAGUUACCAGAAAAUUUGAAAAACGUAUCAAGUUUUUAUUCGAGUGAUUUCUUACGCUUCGUUGCUAGGUACAAGUUUACCUUAGCGAUAGAAAACGCAGUUUGUGAUGAUUACAUUACUGAAAAAUUAUGGCGUCCACUGAUGGUUGGUUCGGUACCUAUCUAUUUUGGAUCACCAACAGUUCGGGACUGGUUACCUAAUCACGAAUCAGCAAUUUUAAUAACGGAUUUCAACGGACCUCGAGACCUGAGUAACUAUUUGCAUAAAUUAAACUCAAACGAUAAACUCUACGAAUUGAUGUUAUCUCAUAAACUCGAAGGAACCAUAAGUAAUCAAAUGUUGAAAAAUAUGAUAAAAUCUAGAAGAUGGAAAUGGCACGAUGAUGACAAUUAUGGAAACUAUAUCGACGAAUUCGAAUGUCAAAUAUGCCUAUAUUUACACGGCGAUAAGUUAUUGACUAAAAAUACCAAGCGAAGUCAUUAUUCGUGUUCUCUUCCGUACUCUUUAUUGACUGGUGAAAAAAAUAAAAGUAAUCAGUGGAAUGAUAUUUUACGUUAUGAAAAAUGCCAUGGAGAAGCCCUUUCGUCAUUCGUUUCAUCUCAAAGCGUGAAUUAUGCUGAUACCGAUGUGAGAAGAAAAAUUGACGAAUUGAUUAGUGAAGAGAAAUGUUGAUCAGAUGGUGUGAUUUUAAAAUCAAGCUAGGUACCAUUUUUAAAGUUGAAAUGUUUCAAUCAGUGAUCAGAGUAAUUUUUGUUUGUUGAUUUUACUCGUCCUUUUUACUAGUCGUUAUUGUUAAUUUUUUUUAAUAAUUGAAAAUAGAUUUUAUUUUCUGUUUAUUUAGAUAAGCUAUAAAAAAAUGAAUUAUCUUUUCUUCCUU